This is a messenger RNA of Bactrocera neohumeralis, 3213 nucleotides long. RefSeq names its product alpha-aminoadipic semialdehyde synthase, mitochondrial (gene LKRSDH). Bases 221 to 3073 code for a protein of 950 amino acids. The transcript is spliced from 9 exons. NCBI's taxonomy places the organism in Eukaryota, Metazoa, Arthropoda, Insecta, Diptera, Tephritidae. The record is from RefSeq and is a predicted model, not a curated record. Gene Ontology annotation, molecular function: saccharopine dehydrogenase activity. Gene Ontology annotation, cellular component: cytoplasm.
GGAAGCGGACCGAAAGCAAGUGUCUCGAAGUGAAAAUUAAGCGCGACUUGCGAUUUCAAAAGUGAAAUUAUUUCAGCGCUGUUGUUGAUAACUUUACAUACAUUCGCACUCGGGCAUACAUACAUACAUAUGUAGUACGUAAAUAGAAGCUGCAGAUUAAAAGUUUACGAAGUAUUCAAUUUAGCAACGAGUAUAUGAGUUUUUCGACAUAGGCAAUAAGAUGAUGCGAUUGCUGCAGUCUCGUGCCACACUAUCAGUGACUGUUGCAACGGCCUCAGCAACGAAAAGCAAUGUGAUAACAGCGAAGGAUGGAGCGACAAAGUCAUUUAAUAGAUGGCGUCAUCACGGUAAAGUGAUUGCCAUACGACGAGAGGAUCAAUCCGUUUGGGAGCGACGAGCUCCAUUCGGGCCUUCGCAUGUGCAAAAAUUAGUAAAACAGGGCGUUAAGGUCAUAGUACAGCCCUCGAAUCGACGUGCCUAUCCCAUGCAGGUUUAUUUGCAUGCUGGAGCAACGGUGCAAGAGGAUAUCAGUGAGGCUUCCGUGAUAUUUGGUGUGAAACAAGUGCCGAUCGAUUCGCUCAUUCCAGGAAAGACAUAUUGCUUCUUCUCGCAUACCAUUAAAGCCCAGGAGUCGAAUAUGCCUCUCCUGGAUGCCGUUUUAGAGAAGAAUAUCCGUCUGAUUGAUUACGAACGCAUAGUGGACGAGCGUGGCGCACGUCAAGUCGCAUUCGGCAAAUACGCUGGCGUAGCGGGCAUGGUGAACAUACUGCAUGGUGUUGGUUUACGUCUUUUGGCGCUGGGACAUCACACACCCUUCAUGCAUAUCGGACCGGCGCAUAAUUACCGGAACUCGUCGAUGGCGCGACAGGCAAUACGAGAUUGUGGCUAUGAAAUCUCGUUAGGCAUGAUGCCUAAAUCAAUAGGUCCGUUGACUGUUGUGUUCACUGGGUCGGGCAAUGUGUCACAGGGUGCGCAAGAGGUAUUCCAGGAGUUGCCGAUUGAGUAUGUGCCACCUGAGAUGUUACGCAAAGUGGCUGAGCAUGGCAGUCAGAAUAAGUUGUAUGGCUGUGAAGUAAGUCGCUCGGAUCAUUUGGAGCGACGUGAAGGUGGUGGCUUUGAUGCUCGUGAAUAUGAUGAGUUCCCCGAGCGUUAUAUAUCGACGUUCAGUUCCAAGAUUGCACCAUAUGCUUCAGUGAUCAUUAACGGUAUCUACUGGGCAGUAGGUAGUCCGAAAUUGAUAAGCAUACCGGAUGCUAAAAAUUUAUUACGACCCGCGAACACGCCUUGGUUGCCAACCAGCAAAGGAAGUCCAGCGCUGCCGCAUCGCAUGUUGGCUAUCUGUGAUAUCUCUGCCGACCCGGGUGGCUCCAUUGAGUUCAUGAAUGAGUGUACUACAAUCGACACGCCUUUCUGCUUGUACGACGCCGAUCGCAAUAAGGACAUGAAGAGCUUUAAGGGCCCAGGCGUUUUAGUCUGUUCAAUCGACAAUAUGCCCACACAGUUACCACGUGAAUCGACGGAUUACUUCGGAGAGCUGCUUAGUCCAUUUGUGCACGACAUAAUUAAGAGUGAUGCCAAAAAACCGCUCGAGGAGGAAAACUUCCCAUAUCCAAUCAAAUCGGCGAUCAUUGCUAGCAACGGAAGACUGACCGAUAACUUCCAGUAUAUACAGGAGCUGCGCGACUCCAACAGCUAUCGUUCGCGUCACAAAAUCGAAGGUCGCUUCGAGUCGUCCAAGAAGGCGCUUAUCUUGGGUGCAGGUAUGGUUUCAGCGCCACUAGUCGAGUGGCUGGCUCGCGAAAAUGAUGUCUCGAUUACCGUCUGCUCCGCUUUGAAGGAAGAAGCGGAUGGCUUGGCACGGAAAUAUAAUGGAGUUGACAGUGUGUACCUUAAUGUCACCGAAAACACCGAUCAUUUACAAGAGUUGUGCGCCAAAUCAGAUGUUGUCAUCUCCCUGCUCCCUUACGGUUUGCACGGCAUGGUGGCUAAAUGUUGUGUGGCUGAAAAAACACACAUGGUCACAGCCAGUUAUUUGAAUGAUGAGAUCAAAGAGUUGCACGAAGAGGCGCGUCGCAACGGUGUCACCAUUAUGAAUGAAGUCGGUCUCGAUCCAGGCAUUGAUCAUUUACUUGCAAUGGAAUGCAUUGAUGAGGUGAAGGAGAAGGGCGGCGUUAUUGAAUCAUUUGUUAGCUUCUGUGGUGGUUUGCCGGCGCCUGAGCACUCAGACAAUGCGCUGAGAUAUAAGUUUUCUUGGUCGCCACGUGGUGUCCUAUUGAACACCCUGUCUGCAGCGAAGUAUUUAAGCAAAGGGCAGAUUGUAGAGAUUUUAGGUGGCGGCGAUUUGUUAUCAAAUCCGAGAGUUCUCAAUUUCUUGCCCGGUUUUGCACUGGAAGGUUUUCCGAAUCGCGAUUCAACAAAAUACGCUGAGCUUUAUGGGCUGGGCAAAGAUGUCCAUACGCUGCUGCGUGGCACCAUACGAUACCAGGGUUUCUCGCAGUGUGUGCAGCCGAUGCAAUUGCUCGGUUUGAUUGAUCCUGAGCCGCACCCAAUGUUGCAUCCACAUGGACCGGAUGUAACGUGGCGCCAGCUAGUGAUCAACAUGUUGGGUAUGUCCGAUUCGAGUAUCUUCUAUGAGAAUUUAAAGCAAAAGUUGGCCGAACGUAUCGGAGAUGCUGAAGGCAUAGAGAGUCUGGGACUAUUGGAAGAUACGCCGGUGGUAAAGUUGAAUACACCAUUGGACACAUUAAGUCACUAUUUGGCGAAGCGCUUGGCAUUUGAACCUCAGGAACGUGAUUUGGUCAUAUUGCGUCACGAGGUGGGCAUACGUUGGCAAGAUGGCCGACGCGAGGAGCGUGGCAUCAACUUUGUUGUUUACGGACAACCUGGCGGUCACUCCGCAAUGGCGCAAACUGUGGGCAAGCCCGCGGCCAUAGCAGCCAAGAUGAUUUUGGAUGGUGAAAUACAAGAGCGCGGUGUAUGUUUGCCCUUCACGCCCGACAUCUAUCGUCCAAUGUUGCAACGUCUACGUGCUGAGGGAUUAACGGCAACGGAAACCACCAGAAUCAUUAACUAGUUGAUAAACUAGAUUUUCGUUAAAAUUUAAUUGAGAAAACAAAAAGUCUUGUUUUAUAGUUAUUUAUAGCUUUAUAUUUUUCCAAAAUUUAGUAUAGAAGAUAAUAAAGACUUUGGCGCUUGGUCGCUUAAAAGCUCUUA